UACAGAGCUGCUCCUUGGCUGACAGCUGUAUUACUGCUGAUAAGCAGGACACUGCACACACUGAUCAAACAGCGGGGAGAGACAGCAAGUCGGAACUGUGAGUUGUGUGAGCUGGUUUCUGGCUCCCCCUCUCUUUAUCUGUAUCUCUCUCUCUCUCUCUCUUUCUUUCUCUCCCUCUCUCUCUCUCUCUCUCUCUCUCUGCCUCUCCCUCCUUCUCUGUCUCUCUCUCCUUCUCUCUCUCUCUCUCUCUCUCAGCAAGUUCUGUCACACAGCCAGUGAGUGCACAGCACAGAGGCUCUGGCAUCGCAGCUGUAUGAGGCAUCUGUACACACCACCCAGAUGCCGAUUGAAAUCGUUUGCAAAAUUGCAUUUUCGGAGGAUGACGAGAAGCAGAAGGGAGCAGUGGAAUGUGACAAGAGGAGUUUGAUCGAAGAGGGCUGUGAGUCCUCCGCCACUGACCUCGUCACCUUUGCUGAUACCUGCUCGCUGCAUGGUAUAAACCACAUCUUUGUCCCAGGUGGCUGCGGGCUGAAGCAAAGUCUCUGGGCACUUGCCUUCCUCUCCUCGGUGAUGUUCUUUCUCUACCAGGUGGUGAACUGUACCAUGUAUUAUCUCAAACAUCACCAUGUCACAGCCCUGGAUGAGGAGUCUUAUCAUGAGAUCCCCUUCCCCGCCAUCACUAUCUGCAACAUGAACAGGUUCCGCCACACUGCCCUGACAGACGCUGAUAUCUACCACCUGGCCAACAUGACAGGAUUGCCCCCAAAGAGCAAGGAUGCCCACAAAGCAGUUACACAGGGUUACCCUGUAGCUGACAUGAUGGAUAUCUUCAACAGGACUGGCCACCAGAUCGAAGAGAUGCUGAAAAACUGUAACUUUAGCGGUUCCUACUGCUCGGCCCACAACUUCUCAGUGGUGUACACCAGAUAUGGGAAAUGUUAUACCUUCAAUGCAAACAAGACAAAUGUCAAGAAGACGAGGCAAGGUGGCAUGGGGAAUGGCCUGGAAAUCAUGUUGGACAUCCAACAGGACGAGUACCUGCCAAUUUGGCAGGAAACCGAUGAGACGUCCUUUGAGGCCGGGAUCCGGGUUCAGAUUCACAGUCCAAGCGAACCCCCCUACAUCCAUCAGCUGGGUUUCGGAGUGCCCCCAGGAUUCCAAACCUUCGUGUCAUGUCAGGAGCAAAGGCUGACAUACCUGCCUCCCCCCUGGGGUGAGUGUCGCUCUGACCUGAAGGCGGACCUCCCUGGCUACCAGGAUUACAGUUUGACUGCCUGUCGUAUCCAGUGUGAGAAGGAAGCUGUCCUGAGGGAGUGUCACUGUCGGAUGGUGCACAUGCCAGGUGCAGAGGUGAUCUGUAACCCAGAGCAGUACAUGGAGUGUGCUGACAGGAUCCUGGAUGGACUGAUCAUAAAUUCAAACCAAAGUUGCAAGUGUGAGACGCCCUGUCACCUAACAAGGUACAAUAAGGAGCUCUCCAUGGUGAAAAUACCAAGCAAGGGCUCCUCCAAAUUCCUGGCAAAAAGAUUCAACACCACAGAACGAAACAUUAAGGAUAACUACCUCGUGCUCGAUGUUUACUUCGAGGUGUUAAACUUUGAAACCAUUGAACAGAAGAAAGCAUAUGAUGUGGCAGGAUUGCUGGGUGACAUUGGUGGUCACAUGGGCCUCUUCAUUGGAGCGAGUCUCCUGACCAUCCUCGAAAUCAUUGACUACGUCUUUGAGCUUCUUUGGCUCCCACAUAUUCAGUGGGAAGGGGGAGUCAAGGGGGAUGGUCUUCUGGGGUCAGUUGCCUCAUGCUCCCUGUUUGCAUUUGGCACCAACAGUCAAAGGACAAAUUCCAACAAAUUCUACUGUGACACUGGGUUCAGUCAGUACAUUCCCCUGUGCCCAACGGGAUUUCUAAAUCUUCCAGAAAGUCAUCUGUUCCUGUGA
This is a messenger RNA of Stegostoma tigrinum, 1935 nucleotides long. Its product is annotated as acid-sensing ion channel 4-A. Gene Ontology annotation, molecular function: ligand-gated sodium channel activity. The transcript has 9 exons. The coding region runs from base 340 to 1935 and encodes 531 amino acids. Gene Ontology annotation, biological process: sodium ion transmembrane transport. Lineage: Eukaryota; Metazoa; Chordata; Chondrichthyes; Orectolobiformes; Stegostomatidae. The record is from RefSeq and is a predicted model, not a curated record. Gene Ontology annotation, cellular component: membrane.